This is a messenger RNA of Megalops cyprinoides (Indo-Pacific tarpon), 4393 nucleotides long. RefSeq names its product G protein-coupled receptor 37 like 1b (gene gpr37l1b). The transcript is spliced from 2 exons. Gene Ontology annotation, cellular component: signaling receptor complex; plasma membrane. Gene Ontology annotation, molecular function: G protein-coupled peptide receptor activity. The record is from RefSeq and is a predicted model, not a curated record. Lineage: Eukaryota; Metazoa; Chordata; Actinopteri; Elopiformes; Megalopidae. Gene Ontology annotation, biological process: adenylate cyclase-inhibiting G protein-coupled receptor signaling pathway; positive regulation of MAPK cascade. Bases 591 to 2171 code for a protein of 526 amino acids.
GGCUCCGCUUGCAGUCAAUGGGGUUGACUCUUUGGAUACAGCCAUAAAUCUGCAUGAUACCUACAUGUGGAAAAUAAAAAAAAACUGCAGCAUUAAUGUACAAACCGCCAAGCUAUUAUGAAGAUUAUAAAUAUAGUUUAGCGAUGUCGUGAACCCCUUAUUAGAAACUAAUUUAAAUAACUUCAUGGUGACCAGCAGAUGGCACAAAUGCUGUAGUGCCUUUCGGGGGACAGAAGAGAAAAUAAACUGUUACAUUUUUUUUCUUCGGAAAUAAGGACCAGUCACCCGUGCCUGGUGAAGCAGCGUUCUCACGGCUGGAGACAGUCUGCGUUCCAGUGGCGGUCCAUGAAUAGCGGCCUCAGGACGCCGACAAAGACAAACGCCCAAAACUGCAGCAUCAACUUUGAUACUUCGGAACUGAGUUUUUAUCUUUUUUCAAGCCAACUUUAAUUGCAUGUAUUUGAAUUUGCUCUAAAGUGUUCGUUUUGCGUCGACUGAAUAAUACCCAGAGAAUCAAAAGACAUUCAUCAUCGGAACGUUCUGUCUAUAGAAAACAGUCAGUCAAGUGAAAACGAGUCAAGGCUUGGAAGAUGUUUUCCCUUUUUACAGUGGUGUUGCUUUUGGCCAUAAGUGCCUCGGAGCCCAGAAAUAUCGUUUGGAUAAACGGUGCACAAGGUGUACCACUGACUGUUCUGGAAGGGACACCGGGCGGUUCUUUAGGCGUUUCAUCCACUGGACCGGAUGGACCGACCUCCCAGAUAAAUUUAAUUCAGAACGCGAGUUUGGAAAAUGAUGAAGGAGACACGAGCCAUAAGAGAUUUCCGCGGGGCGCCAAGGGUGGGAGCACCAAAAAACGGGAUCAACAAUAUCCUUUUAGCUUCAGGUAUCCCCGGCCAUACGACCCUAAUGAUUACUUCACCACACCCAAAACUAUUCAGAUGUCCAACGCGACCUUCACUUUGGACGGCGAGAGCGGAGUGACCGGGGACGAUGGCGCGGGGAAUGGUAGCGCUACGGAAAGGGGAACGACGCGCAUCCACAACCCGCUGUACCCUCUGACGGAUAGCUCCUACAGCGCCUAUGCAGUGAUGUUCCUGUCGCUCAUCGUGUUCACUGUGGGCAUCAUCGGAAACCUCGCGGUCAUGUGUAUCGUGUGGCACAACUACUACAUGAAAAGCGCGUGGAACUGCAUCCUCGCCAGUCUGGCCUUCUGGGAUUUCUUGGUGCUCUUCUUCUGUCUGCCCGUGGUCAUCUUUAACGAGCUUACCAAUAAAAGAUUGCUGGGGGACUUUUCCUGCAGAAUUGUACCCUAUAUCGAGGUGACCUCGCUGGGGGUGAGCACCUUCAGUCUGUGUGCGCUGGGCAUAGACCGCUUCCACGCAGCCACCACUGUCCAGCCCAAGGCCCGGCUGGUGGAGCACUGUCAGUCCAUCCUGGCCAAGCUGGGCGUCAUCUGGAUCGGCUCCAUGGUCCUGGCGGUGCCGGAGUUACUGCUGUGGCAGCUGGGCCAGGACGUGUCGGCCUCGGCAGGGGUACUGGUGGACUCCUGCUCCAUGAAGCCCUCCCCCACCCUCCCGGAGUCUCUCUACUCCCUAAUCCUCACCUACCACGACGCACGCAUGUGGUGGUACUUCGGCUGCUACUUCUGCCUGCCCAUACUCUUCACCAUCGCCUGCCAGCUGGUGACGCGGCACAUCGCCAGCAGCAAGCCCGAAGGCCACGGCCAGGCCUCGCCCAAGAAGCAGCAGCAGCAGCAGCAGCAGCACGCCCAGAAGAGGGAGCACCAGCUCAACUGCACCGUGGUGGCACUGGCCGUGGUGUACGGCAUCUGCGCUCUGCCCGAGAACGUGUGCAACAUUGCCCUGGCCUAUGCCUCCGGCCCGGUGUCUGGUUCCACCGCCACCCUGCUGGGCCUCAUCAACCAGUUCUUCCUGUUCUUCAAGUCGUCGGUGACCCCCGUGCUGCUGCUGUGUCUGUGUAAGUCCCUGGGCCAGUCCUUCAUGGACUGCUGCUGCUGCUGCUGCGGGGAGUGCCUGCCCAAUGCUGCCACACCCUCCCCCGGCCUGGCCGGCGAGGCUAAGCUCAAGGCCGCCACCGACAUGUCCCCCACCAUCUUCUUCGACAAGGCCAAGGACAGCUCCUCCAUCCUCGCCAUGGGCCCGUCCUGCUGAAGAUCUGCCCCCCACCUGCCCACCUGCUCACCUGGCAGCAUCAGCGUUCCAGCAUACCUGAUUACCAUCCCCCACUAACCCCUCAGGAAGCCGAGCCAUGACUUACACGGACGUAGAAAUUAUCUCAGGCUGAAUAUGAGUUCUGACACCUGAGUCAAAUGGACCCCCCCCCCCCCCCCUUCCUAACUGCCUGUAUACCUUUAUAAUUCUACAAACACAUUCCUUCCCAGUAACACUGCACAGUCUUGGAUAGAGAAGAGCUGUGGUUUUAGAGGAAAUCAAUCCAGGCAAGAGAGCUCCUAGUGAUUACUCAGUUGAUAUUCUUCUUUUAUUCUCCCAUUUUUGAAGACUGUAUAUCUGUUAUGUCUUAACUGAAAUAUCAGCAGUCACUAACAUUCUCCAGAGGAUAGAUAAAAAUAAUGGCAACAGCUUGGAGAAAGGGUCCUGAUUCUUUAUAAUGUCACUGUUUGCUCAGCUAUAUUUCCCCUUUGAAUAAUCAUUGCAUCGGGGAGGUGUUAUCAUCCCUGUGCUAUAACAGUGCAGAUGUUCUGCGUUAUGGCCAGAUAUUCAGCUCCUGCAUUCCGCCUGUCCGACAUGCUUCUUCAUGUAAGAGGUUCCUGUUAGUAACAGAAAGGUUCUGCUGCUGUCCAUGUUGCUACACUAGCUAUGGAUGUUUUCUCUUAGACCAUACCCUUCAAGAAGAGCACUUAGAGCUUCGUCAAAAAACUUUAAUUGUGAAGCACUCAGACUUGAAUAUCUGGUCCGUGUAUGGAACAUCUGUGAUAACAGCUUCUACCUGUUGUGAUUGGAGCGUAGAAAAGGCCCUCGUGUCCUGUUCAUCUGUUCAUGUGUGAGGAGCGUACAAAUGAUGCUCAACAGACGUUGUCAUUCACUGUCGGUCAUAGUUUCUCUUCCUGAUGAGACCAUUUGUUCACCAUCUGUGUGUACUAUUAUCUGAGAAGGUUCACAUGCUUAUUUUACAAUGACCAACAGCAUGCACACAUAACAGCUGAGAAGCAAUUGACAUCCAAAUAGUACUAUACUACAGAUGUAUUGCUGAGCAAUAUAUGAUUGACCACUCUAUGUAUAAUCAGGGAUGUCCAAUUUCACAAAUCUGUCACUAUUUAAAAUCAUAAAUAUUGUUUAAACAUGCUUUAUUGUUUUCAACUCCAGUCUUGAUCAGAUCAAAUAAGUAAACCUUUGCAAGGGACCAGAAACAGAAUAUAUGAUAUAUUUUGCAACCAAAAUUGGCACUUAUUGUUCAUAAAAUGCUCAGCUCCAAAUUUGGCCAAAGUAAAAUUUUUCUUUUUGUACUUGCAUUUUCUUACACUUGUACACUGACAGUUUGAGAAACUGUUUCGUACAAAUAACAUUUGCCAUGUUGGAAAAUUGUUGGUAUUAAUAUGCACUGAUUUAGUGUCCAUAUCUGCCACAUUUGUUACUGUCAGUUGUUGGCCUUUCCUACAGAUGACUGGAGACACAUUGUAAAUCUGUUCAUUAUUGCUUUUGAUAUGGUUUGUGUCAUGUCCUCUAAUACAUUAAGCAGGUAUUCACACACAUUGUAAAAAUGGUUUUGGAGAGUGCUUCAUUUGUCACGUGUUGGAAAAAGAUGUGCUUAAUUGACUGUUUUUGUGAUGGAAAUGAUCACAUUUUUUCUCCACAGUGACAAGAGUUAUUGAUGUGGAGAAAUUCUGGCGUAUGAAGUGACCAGAGAUGUCUGGGAACUAGCUGUGAAACCUGACCGGAAUAAUGUUUCAUUAACGUCUAUGACCGUCAAGGGAAACUCCAGUCGCUUUGCAGAUAAGCUUCAGCUGGACAAACUUACCAGUCAUUGGACUGUUUUUGGAGGCCAACUGAAAGUUGCUUGAAAAACACCCAUAUUUUCAAGUUUUAAUUUUUAUAUUUUGCUUUCAAUUAGGUGCCAGAUGUAAGCCUUAGAAUAACUGAAUGUACUUUUAUUGUUAAUGUAGGAAGGGUGUGUCUAUCGCUUAAUCUAGGAAGGCUAUGUCCUGAUAAGGAAAGCAUACUAAGAAGGACGUUAAGAAAAAAGGGAUAGGACACUUAGCUGAUUUUGUGAAAAGAAAAAAAUCUGUAAAUAUGCUCUACAGAUUUUAACAUGCUAGAUGUAUUUUUCUGAGAAUAUAAAAAGAUAUUGCCCUCAAAAAAUGUACAAAAUACAAAUAGGACUCUGUUUGCUCUAGAGCUUACAAUAUUAUUCUACU